Molecule: messenger RNA, 4555 nt
Organism: Chlamydomonas reinhardtii
Lineage: Eukaryota; Viridiplantae; Chlorophyta; Chlorophyceae; Chlamydomonadales; Chlamydomonadaceae
Exons: 6
Coding region: 151-3729 (1192 amino acids)
Molecular function (GO): zinc ion binding
Source: RefSeq, a predicted model, not a curated record
CUUGUGGAAGCAACAUUUACAUGUAGAAUUCACCUGAGGUGCCGGCUCGCCCAGUUCAGGACAAGACAUUUACAAUCUUCAACGGGCGCACGCUCCAACGGUCCUCCCGACAUGAAACUAUCCCACUUAUAGCUAUAGCCGCAAGAAAGGAUGUCCGACCACGGUGGGGCGACCUCGGGCCAACCCAGCGUGGACAAACUUGCCCGUAUCAGCGAGGAGCUAGGUUGCCCAAUUUGUUUGGAGCCCGCGCAGCUGCCCGUCAACUUUCUCUGCUUUAAGGGAUGCGGAGGGCGGUUCUCAGCGGGCAGUACCUGCCUCCGAAGCGUGCUGUGCAUGCACUGCGCCAACGACGCGCUACAGCUAGGCCGCCAGCCGCACGAGCGCUUCCGCGAUGCCGUGCCAACGCCCGGCGCCGUACACUGCCUCAUCUGCCGCGAGACGCGGGUGGACUGCCGGCUGCAGACCCCCGAGUCCGCCUACCUAAUCAACCACGCGCUGAUGGCGGUGAUGGACGUGCUCGGCAUGGGCGGCCACUGCAGGGCGUGCGACGAGGAGUGCGGCUCGCAGGCCGCACUGCUGCAGCACUACCUGAAGCGCUGCCCACACGCAGUGGUUCGCUGCCGCUUCCGCGGCUGUAGCGGCUGGCACCGCCGCUCCGAAGCGCAGGCACACGAGGACACCUGCCCCAUCGGCCGGGCCGCCUGCAGCCAGUGCGGCACGUGGGUGGACCGGCAAGACGUGCUGCGACACAUGGUCACCACAUGCCGCAUGCGGGUCGUGAACUGCGUGCUGUGCAAGCACUCGUGCCGCCUGCCCGACAUGCUGCGCCACCUGCGCGAGCACCAGCACCAGCUGGCAGCCACGUCGCACUCGGCGACCGUGGGGGCCACUGGUGCUGCAGCGGCAGGAGCGGCGUGGCAGCGAUUGCAGAAGCCGGGAGAUCCAGGGCCUUCUGCGAAUGGGGCUGAAGCAGGGGAGGUGCGCUUGUUGAGUGGAGGGGCUGCGGCGGCCGUGGCGGUGGCAACGGCUGCGGCGGCAGCGGGCCAGGGUCUGCCGCGCGUGCGGAGCGUGGAGGACGCUGUUGCAGAGGCGGCAGCUGCCCUUGCAGCCAUACAGCACCAGCAGCUGUUGCAGGAAGCCUCGGCGGCUACAGGAGCAGGCGAGCGCGGCGUAGACGAGGUCCGUGGAGGCAGCGGCACGCAGCAGGGGCGCGAAGCAGGGGAUGCCGCUGGAGCAGUAGCAGGGGACUUUGGCAUGGAUCGUGGCAGUGGCAGUAGCACGGGCAGCGCUGACAGCGGCCGUGGCGACCGUUUGGCUGCCGCAGCGGCUGUGACGGCACCGCCGCCACCGCUGUCAAGUGCACCCCUGCAAGGGCAGCAGCAGGAGCAACAUCCACAGCAGCAGCAGGAGCGGUCGGAGCUCAGCCCGCAGCAGGAUAUGCAGGGAUCACCUCAGUUGCAGCAAUUUACGACACAGGAGGUGCAGCAGCAAGCGCAGCAAUUGCUGGAGCAGCUUUUGCGGCGACAGCAGCGGCGGCUGCAGGAGCGUGCGCAAGACCGCCACGUGCAACAGCAAGCGCAGCCGCCUGGAGGCGGCAGCGGGGCGCCUGCGGGGCCGCAGUGGGGCAACGGCGUUCCGCAUCAACACCAGCAACCAGGCACAGACUGGCAGCGCGGCAACCACGGCUACAACGCGGCCGCAACGGCUCUGGUCCCCGGCCACCAGACACCAUCCUUGUUUCACCAGCAGCAUCAUUACCUACAGCAACAGCUGCAGCUGCAACUUCAGUUGCAGCAACAGCGGCACGUGCAACUGCAGGCAAAUCCGGCCACAGGGUCCGGCCUUCCUGGUCCUAUGGCUGCCUCUCUGGCCAUGCACCUCGUGAGACAAGGGGCCGGCGGCAGUGGCCUUGGCACUGCCGGCUCUGCCACGGCGUCGGCCGCUGUGGAGGCAUCAAGCGCUCUGGUGCCCCCACGCACCGCGAGCGCGGGCGGCAUCGAUGUGCCAGGAGGUGGCGGCACUCAGGGCUGGCCUCAACCACAAAACGGGCUGCCAGGCGUGGAUGCUCCUCAGGUGGACACCGGUCCGGCGCCUUGGCUCCCCUACGCAGCCACGCGUGCGACCGUGAUGGGCCUUUCCUCGACACCCGACACGUACCCGCUGCAGCAGCCGCACAGCCAGCCGCCCAUCGCUGGUGCACACCCGGUGCCGGCCCAGUCAUUGCAGCAGCAGUCGCAGACGCAGGCAGCUGCUGCUGGCGGCAGCGGCCACUCUGGCCAGGGCGCCUCGCAGGCCACCAGGCUUGGUGCUGUGGCCUCCCGCACGCACGUUCCGGCCACUGCCGCUGCCAGCGCGGUCGCGCCAGCGCCGGCGCCACGGGCAAGCACCGACCUGCCUGCCAUACCCGGUGAGCUGCAGCUAGCAAACACGUCCGCACCGGGCCCUGACGAGGCCUUCGCUGGCCCUACCGUCGUGAGCGGAGGCGUGGCAUUGCCUCGCCCGCCCGUUGCGGCGGACGCCAGGUCUGCGGGCAGCUACCGCAACCUCAACGCCGCUCUGGCAGCCGCCUCCGCGAGGCCCGGCACAGCAGAGGCGCGGGCGCUGGAGGCAGCCGUGACGGGCGCGAGCGCAAGUGCACACGCACGCCUCCAAAACCGCGCGAUGGGCGGCGCCGGCAGCAGCAGCAGCAGCACGGAGACGAACACCUUAGACAGGCUCCGACGGCGGGCGGCGUUUUGGGACUCAGCACCGUACUCGCUUCCGCAGCCUCAGCAGCAAGGCGCUGCUUCCACGGCCCGGUCUACCGCCGCUGCAGCGGCUGCGGGCGGCCUCAACGCUGCCGGCACCUGGGCUGGCGGCGACGCGCUGCGCGGUCUGAUGGGUGUGGAGGGCGAGGACCCGAUCGCAAACGCGGUGGCGGCCGCCGCGGCCUUCGCCGCAGCCAUGGGACCCGGCACGGCAAGAGGCGGCGACACCGGUAGUGGCCGGGAUCUGCUGGGCAGUGGCAGAGGGCGUGCCUCCAGCGGCGGUUUCCGCGGGGGCAGUGGGCCGCCGUCGUCGACGGGGCGCGAUGCCGGAGCGGGGGUCGGAAUUGGCAUGGCCGGCGCCUUGGGCUCCAACCUGUAUGCUGCGGCGGCGGCGCAAGCGGCUCAGGCUGUUCAGGCGAUGCAGGCGGCGUUGGCGGCGCAAGCGCAGGCAGAGGAGGAGUCUGAGGACGAGGAGGCGAGGCUGCUGCGCACGGCGGCAGCGAUUGUGCGUGUGAGCGCUGCCAAUGCGGAGGAGCGGCGGAGUGCACGGCAGCAGCAGGCCAUGAUUGGAAGCCCUGCCCGUCCGUCGUCAACUGCCCAUGCGCGCUUUGUGGCGCCGCAGCUGCACCCCGCCAUGCGGCAGUCCGGGCCCAGUGCCCCGAUAGCCGCCUCAAGCGAUGCAGCUGCAGCCACUGGCGGCAUCUCCGCGCCCCUGCCGGUUCUGGCGGCUGUGCGCACGGGCACAGGACCCGCAGAUGCCGCGGCGGCACCUGCCCAGCCGUCCGUUUCACCCGUUCGGCGAGUGGCCCUGAUGGCGGCAGGGAGCGGCACACCAGCGGCGGUGCAACCAGCGACGCCCAUCCGCCGCUCGUUCAGCGACACAGAGCUUGUUUGGGAGCCUUACGUCUUGGAGGAGUUGGUACGGACAGCCAGCACCGCGGGCGAGUGGGGCGCAGGGCGUGUGUCCGCGAGUGGAAUGUAAACGGAUGGCCCUGGGCACUGUAAAAAGAUACGUGGUUUCCUUCGCAUGGGAAACAGUUGCUAUGUUGUUCAAUGCAUCAGUGCAUGCCGCUGUUGCAUGCCAAGCUACAUGGCGCGACCAAGUACUAAUGCAUGGGCAUAUGCGUGGCCGAGGGCUCGAAAGGUAGUCUGUGAUGCUUGAGGUGGCGCUGCAGGGCCCGUUAGGAAGACAUGCGUAGAUAGGGUCUGAGGAUUGGGCGUAUACCAGUAACGCUUAUGGAAUGCAAAGAUCAAAGUAGCUACGGAUGUGCAUCACUUCAGUCGGGCAUGUGUCACGCAUUGGGUUGUGUGUUCUGCAUGACGUAAGCUAUUAGCGGGUCGUGGUGGUUACUGUAGUACUGUGCAUGUGGUCAGGCUGUAUGGACUGCACAAAGACCCCAUUAUACCUCCAUGCCUAAGCACUUAUUAUACAUACACAUGGCUGGUGGCGCCUUGGUAGACUUUCAUUAUAGGUGGACCAGCAGUGAUGUGAUGUCCAUGAGGGUGAUCAAUGAGCUACCUCACAUGGGCACCCCAGCUAUCAUACCGUCACAGUAUCCGGAUAGGGACAUAGGGUCGGCCCUUAAGUGCACAGACAGUGAUAAGAUCCGUCGGUAUGCAGCGUUGGAAUAGAUUACAAUGAAGCCCCUUGUUGCGGUGUCACGCGACAUAAUGCGUGCAAGCACGCAAGAGAUCUCUGAUGCCGGGGACGCAUCAUACGCUGACUGCCCACAGGCUAAGUGGCCUUACUGAUGCUUGCUUACAAUGCCGAACAAAUUCGUAGUCAAUACCUGUAACUCCAAAAGCAG